ACCUUGUUUUCACCUUCACCCUGGGCAUUCAUUCUACCGCGAAAAUGGCAGCAUGUUGUUGUUCAAAGUCCAAGCUUGCAGUUAGUCGAAUGCUGCUCUUUCAAAGUCAAAGUCUAAAGCGUUUUCUAAUAAGAUCACCUGCUAUAUUACUAAAAUGUCAGUUGAGCACAGGAGUGCCACCUAAGAGGCCAGGUAACAGUUACAUUCAGUUUAGCAAAGAUACCAGACCAAAUUUGACAGCAGAAAAUCCAGAUAAACCUGUGUCAGAAAUAUCAAAAUUAAUAGCAGAAUUGUGGAGAGAACUUCCAGCAGAAGAGAAAGAUCAAUAUGUAAGGAAAGCAAAGAUGCUAGAAGAAAAAUACCAAAAUGAACUGAAGGAAUUUGAAUCAUCAAUAUCCGAUGUAGAAUUAGAUGAAAUAAAAGAAGAAAAAAAACUAAAGCGCGUAAAAAGAGCUAAAAGGAGGGAAAAGACGUUGUUAAGAAAGUUGGAUAAACCAAAAAAGGCAAGACAAGCAUUUUCAUAUUAUGUCAUGAGCCGAGCAUCAGAGUUUAGCGGAUUUAGCAAGGAUUUAAUGGUAAAGUUAAGUGAAGAUUGGAACUCCAUGACAGAAGAGGAGAAAGCAGUCUUCAAACAAAGAGCAAAGGAGGAUGGAAAGAGGUAUGAGGUAGAGAUGGAAGAAUGGGAAGAUCGAAUGGUGAUGGAGGGCCAUCCAGAACUCCUAAGAAAAGUCUCCAUGCAGAAACUGAUGAAGAGAACUGAGGGUGAUGUGGAUGAAGAGGAGGAAGACUAAUAACACUGAUCAUCUUGAAAACUUUGCUAAGAGUGUGCUACCAUCAAUCAACACAGGGAAGUAGAUGACCUCAUAUGGAAGGGAUUUGCCAUAUUUUUAGCGCAGUAUGGCCUACUACAAAGAAG
This is a messenger RNA of Anneissia japonica, 916 nucleotides long. RefSeq names its product transcription factor A, mitochondrial-like. Lineage: Eukaryota; Metazoa; Echinodermata; Crinoidea; Comatulida; Comatulidae. Bases 45 to 791 code for a protein of 248 amino acids. The transcript has 7 exons. The record is from RefSeq and is a predicted model, not a curated record.